Molecule: messenger RNA, 2085 nt
Organism: Emericellopsis cladophorae
Lineage: Eukaryota; Fungi; Ascomycota; Sordariomycetes; Hypocreales; Bionectriaceae
Exons: 2
Coding region: 1-2085 (694 amino acids)
Biological process (GO): DNA-templated transcription
Molecular function (GO): zinc ion binding; DNA binding
Source: RefSeq, a predicted model, not a curated record
AUGGCCUCAGAACGGAAGGUCAAGUUUGUCGAGGUCGACACCACCCGGGGAGGCUUGCCCGUCAAAAGGAAGCAGGUUCAGCAAGCAUGUGCAAUCUGUCGUCGCAAAAAGCGCCGCUGCGUUCAUGCCCAGGACUCAUUGGAGGACCAUCCGGGAGACAGCGUCAAUGCCCAUGGUCAACCCACCGCCCAGUCCCAGACAUCUCCAGGCCAGGGAUCGACCAAGUCAUUCAAUGGUAGAGCUUCUAGCGCCCCCUUUAGCGAGAGCGGCGCCUCUCGAAGGACGGCAAGCUAUGGCGAAGCAGACCGUCCCAACACAGACGGCAUCAGACAAGCAACAUUCGGCGCAGACAAUUCCGCAAGACCAUCAGAAACUCCCCGACUUGAGGUGCGCCCACCUUCGGCGUCUCCGGCUGGCGAGAGCAAGCUCAGGACGUCCUCCAUGUUUGUGGGGGAUCUGAACCCCGAGGGCAUGUUUCGCGAGGCUACUGGCUCGGCCUCGAUUCACGAAACUUCGCAAAAGGGGGACGUUGGAAUUUGGCUGUCAUCGAAUACGGCCGGCAACAACAAUGGGCAGCCAUCACAGUUCAUCACAUCACGACCGCCUCCUGUCAUGGACCGGUUUCUCAUGCCCUUCGUGAAGGAGCACUGCCUAACAUGUCUACCCUCGGAGCUAGACUUUGGCAAGCUCCGUAAUAUUUUCAUCCAGAAGAUCCACCCCAUUUUUCCGGUACUGCCGCUCGCAUCGUUAGACGGGGAUAUUGCAGACCCCAUCACCAUCGUACUGCGGCAGGCUGUCGCCUUGGCUACCAGUAUGGACCAAGACGCGGCGCCGUACCUACGCCUGAUGAACAACGGCCCUGAUCUCAUGACACCGCAGGACUUUUCCCAGGCAGUAUCCUCGUCCAUGCGCGCCAUCCUCGAGACGAGCAUCAUUGCCGACCGCGUCCUGCACAUCCGAGCCUACGCCAUCUUGUCGCUGUACACACAGCCGACGUGCUCUGAAGAGUCAGAUCUGCCUGCUCAGCUUGGAGGUCGAGCGGUUCAGCAUAUUCAGACGCUCGGACUACAUCUGCUGCGGUACGACGCGCCUAACACUAAUGACCUCGAGAAUCUCUUUUGCGCGGUGUGGGCACUGGACAAGAUCAACGCAGCCAUGUAUGGCCGCCCUGCUUUGUUCAACGAGCGGGACAUUGGCGCCAACCUGGAGGAGUGUAUCAAGAAAAGGUCGCCCUGCUUCCGGCUUUUCCUGCUUGUAUGCCAAUGGCUAGAACAAGUCUUUGAUCUAUACCGACCGGGCCCCAGCGAGGAGAAUUCGGGGCUGGAGAAGAUUGCCUACAUCGAUCUGCCCGUAUUGGAGGCUAUGAUUGUGGAGGCGGACGCGCUCAAGGUGCCCUCGUCACUGAUCGCAACGAUUGAGACCUUCUACCAUGCCGUCAUCAUCCUGUCCUGCCGACUUGCCCGUCCAGGAACACUGCCUGCUGCCUCAACCCUUCCCCCACCUUCGGCCAACGCCCGUCGCUCUCUGGCUGCUGAGCGCAUCGCGUGCGCUGUGCCAAGGGACUGCCUCAGUCCCGUCCCCUUCGUGCCAUAUGCGCUGAGCUUAGCACUGAGUGUCGAGUACCGCAAGAUGCGGCACAGUCGGCUACCCAUGUUCCGCGCGCGAGCCAUGACGGCAUUCCGAAGAAACUGCGCCAUGCUGAGGAAUUUCAGUCCGUAUUUCUGGUCCGCAAAGGUCGUCGCGGAACUUGGCGAGCGCGUGCUCAAGGAGAUGGAGCGCGCGGCCACCAAUAUCAAUCGCGAUGCGACACCUCUCCCUCUGGACCCAAGCGAGCCGACACGGAACGGCAACACAGAUGAGCGAGGGCGGCAGACCAAAGGCGGGACGGGUGACAUGGCUUUCAUGAACGUCGCAGCUGGUCUGGACAAUAUGGUCGACUUUGCGGCCGUGGACGCCAUCAGUGGCCAGGACGUCUUUGGCCACAUCGAUCCAAACUUCAACUUGACGGCGGUCGAGGACGCCUUGGAAGCCAACUUGGACAUUGGAAUGCCCUUGAACUGGGGUGACUGGGUGUUCAAUGGCUGA